UUUUUGACUUAGUAAUUAAACACUUGGAUUUCUACAUGUCAUUAGAAAUUGGUAUUACUGUCAGUCUUAUCAUAACAGAAAUGUCGUUGCAAAGACCUUAUACAUAUCAACAUAUGCAUUUGUUGUUUAGAUAUACAGUUAAUUUCAAAACACAUGAUUAAUUAGAUAAGACUAGUUAAAGACCAUAUUGUUAAGUUGUUUUUCCCCAACCCAUGAAAAAAAAGCAUUAUUUUUUAUUUAUUGUUUUUUUGUUAUAACAAAAUUUUAAGAAACAGGAUAAGAUUAACCACUUAACGCCCUAUGUUGAAAUCGUGACUCAUGGCUAUUGGAUAAUGACCCAAAAAUAAAACAUGACAUUUUCAUUGCCACUCAUUAUAGUUACUUUCCAAUUCCAAUAAAUACAAUAAUUCAACUCAUUUACAAAACAUGGUAGAUAAUUAUAAUUAGAUAAAUAAAAAAUCAAAGAGAUCAAUCGGAGAUCAAAGACACUUACGGUGGCGGGUUAUUGCCCAAACCACCACCGUAACCCACAAAACCUCCGUAAUACGUCUCUGAUCAAAAACAUUAUUAACCAUUGACAUCAGCAUCAUCAUCAUUAUCAUCAAUCAUAAUUCAUAAUCAUAACGAUAAUCACAACCAUAAUCAUAAACGAUGUCGUAUUUAUCAGCCUCUGCCCCGUAUCAACUUUUAGAAAUCAACAUUAUAUCAGCACAAGAUUUAUCCCCUAUUUCAAAAUCUAUGAAAGCCUAUGCAGUCGCAUGGAUCCAUCCAGAAAGAAAAUUAGCCACACAGAUUGAUCAAGAGGGUCACACAAAUCCUACGUGGAAUGAAAAAUUCGUUUUCAGAAUCGACGAUGAAUUUCUCAAUGCUGAAGAUUCUGUUAUCAUGAUCGAGAUCUACAAUUCAGCGUGGCUCCGUGAUGUUCUCGUCGGAACCGUCGCUGUUCUUGUUAACAAUCUUCUCCCGCCGGGAACAAGAUCCGGUAAUCGGAAACCUAAACUCCGAUUCGUCGGUCUUCAGAUCCGUCGACCUUCCGGUCGUCCUCAAGGGAUUCUUAACAUCGGCGCUGCAAUUCUCGAUAGUUCGAUGAGAAGCAUGCCGUUGUAUUCGGAGUUAUCUACAUCGGAGGCUGGAUAUUGGGAUCCAACGGAUCUGAAGAAGAUGAAUAAUUAUAAUUAUAACUAUAAUGAUAAUCAUUCAAUUACAGAUUCGACGAUUACUGAUUCCAAGAUGGUGGCACUUCAACGUUGCCAGAGUGAGAGAAAUGAUUCCACGAUUAAUGAUUAUGCAUAUCAUGGUGGCGGGAAAAUUGGUUAUGACGGUUAUAACGGUUAUGAGGAAUCGGAAGUGAGUGUGCCGGUGCAGAGAAAUUGGGGAAAUGAGGAUUCAUUGUGUAAUUCUGAUGUUGGACCUUCACCGUCGGUUGUUGCGGCGGCGAUAGCGAAGGGAUUGUAUCCUAUACCGGCACCACCACCGCAGAAGAAGGUGGAAAUCGCGGCUGAUGAUUGGUCGGAGAGUAAUUGUUCGGAAGGGAUGAAUACGAAGAUUGAGAGGUGGAGGAAUGAGUUGACUCCGGCGUAUGAUAAGGACGAGUACGAUGAAUUGGAUGACGAAAUUAAUAAGAAAUUGGCGGCAAAGACGCCAAUGUGGACGGGAAAAACACCGGGACGGAUGGGGAAAACGCCGGGAAGGAUGGGAGGAAAAACACCAGGAAUGAUGGGGAAAACGCCGGGAAUGAUGGGGAAAACGCCGGGACGGAUGGGAACGGGGAAAACACCGGGACGGCCGCCUGUGGCUCCGAAAGGGAAGUUGUUUUCGUGUUUUGGAGCGGCGUUCGGGGUUGAGUUUUCGAUAUCUUGCGGUGGGGGUAACAGGAAAAAGAAAGGUGGAAAUAGCAAAAGUGGUCUCACAGCGUCUGAGCUAACUUACGAUGAAUCAUCGAUAAUGUGAUGAAUUAAUUAGUUAUGAGUUAUGAGUUAUGAAUUAUGAUGAUGAUGAUAAUGAUGAUGUUAUUGUUGUUGUUUUGAAUUGCAUGUAUUAGAGCUUGCUCUAUUCUUCUGUCUGCUAAAUGUAAAUAACGUUAUGGGCAUGCAUUUUAAUGUGUUCAACGUGGAUGAUGAUGUAUAAGCAGAAGAAUGAUGCAUGCUAUAUAUCACUCACUCAGUGUCCUCUAUGGUAGGAAUGUCUUCUCGGUUUGAGUAUAGUACUUAGUACGUAGUACUUACUGAGAGUAGAUCUCCUCUCAUUCUCUUUUCAUUUUUUGUUUAACUUUUUAUUUAUUUGCUAAGUGUAUAUUGGCAUUCAAUCAAUUGAUUCAGUUGAUUAAACUA
Messenger RNA from Trifolium pratense (red clover), 2330 nucleotides. RefSeq lists its product as uncharacterized. Bases 652 to 1950 code for a protein of 432 amino acids. NCBI's taxonomy places the organism in Eukaryota, Viridiplantae, Streptophyta, Magnoliopsida, Fabales, Fabaceae. The transcript has a single exon. The record is from RefSeq and is a predicted model, not a curated record. Gene Ontology annotation, biological process: defense response.